AUGGGGGACCUUAACAGCAACCAGGCAAUGAGGAUCGCACAGGUAACGACCUCCUCUUUCUUUUCAACCAUGUUGCCCAAACAGACUAGUAGCAUAAGGAUGAUGAUAAAAUGAUCUUGAUGAAAACCCAUGUUUACCCCCUAGCAUGAUGGCCCUAUCAGGACAAUCCACUGGAUAAAAGCUCCUAACUACAGCUGUAAUAUGACAGGCAGCUGGGACAAAACACUGAAGACUGUCAUUCUAAACAUUUGAGAAUCGUCAUCUCUCAGAAUGUUAUGAAAUGCACUUUCGAAGUCAUUGGUUCUAAUUACAAAAGGAGGAUGUCAGAUGUGAUGAUCUCCUGCCCUCAUCUCUUUGUCCCCCCCCCCCCUCCCCUCCUCAGUUCUUGGAUACAUGCUCCCCUAGUCCCAUAAUGUCUCUGCAGAUGCCAGACCUGCUGUGUAUGCUGUAUGUUGCCUUGUCUUUAUUAAAUAAUGUAAUGGUGCCUUUUCUUUAUGUGAGUAGUUGUCAAUUAGUCUUCAAACUAAACAACAUAGCAUUAUCUCUCUCCUUACCAUAUUUUAUAUCUCUUUCUCUCUCUUAACCCCCCCCUCUCUUGCUCUCCCUCCGUCCCUCCCCCUCUACCUCACUCUCUCAGGUGAAUGCUAUCUCCUUUCACCCUGUCCACGGUACACUGUCCACUGUGGGAUCUGACGGACGCUUCAGCUUCUGGGACAAAGAUGCCCGCACCAAGUUAAAGACCUCAGAGCAGCUGGACCAGCCAAUCACCACCUGCUGCUUCCACAACAACGGCAACAUAUUCGCCUACGCCUCCAGCUACGAUUGGUCAAAGGUGAGAUUUAUGAUUGCACUAAAAUCAUAAAUCUACUGUAUACCUAUUGUAUUGUCUUAAACCCAUUUGUGUUAGCACUCUAAUGCAGUCAGUUGCUAACUCAUGUCAUAUCUGAACACCCAGGAGCAUGAGUACUAA
This is a messenger RNA of Coregonus sp. 'balchen', 970 nucleotides long. The record is from the annotation of a GenBank genome assembly. Lineage: Eukaryota; Metazoa; Chordata; Actinopteri; Salmoniformes; Salmonidae.